AUGAAAUUUCCAAUCGAGACUCCAAGAAAACAGGUGAACUGGGAUCCUAAAGUGGCCGUUCCUGCAGCAGCGCCCCCGGUGUGCCAGCCCAAGGGCGCUACUAACGGGCAUUACGCGGCCCCACGCCUCUCCAUCUCCUCCCGAGCCACGGUGGUAGCCAGAAUGGAAGGUGCCUCCCAGGGGGGCCUGCAGACCGUCAUGAAGUGGAAAACAGUGGUUGCCAUCUUCGUGGUCGUGGUGGUCUACCUCGUCACGGGCGGUCUCGUCUUCCGGGCAUUGGAACAGCCCUUUGAGAGCAGCCAAAAGAACACUAUUGCCUUGGAGAAGGCAGAAUUCCUGCGGGAUCAUAUCUGUGUGAGCCCACAGGAGCUGGAGACGUUGAUUCAGCAUGCUCUUGACGCUGACAACGCAGGAGUAAGCCCCAUAGGAAACUCUUCUAACAACAGCAGUCACUGGGACCUCGGAAGUGCCUUUUUCUUUGCUGGAACUGUCAUCACCACCAUAGGGUAUGGGAAUAUUGCUCCAAGCACUGAAGGAGGCAAAAUCUUUUGCAUUUUAUAUGCCAUCUUUGGAAUUCCACUUUUUGGUUUCCUAUUGGCUGGAAUUGGAGACCAACUUGGAACCAUUUUUGGGACGAGCAUUGCAAGAGUGGAGAAGGUCUUUCGAAAAAAGCAAGUGAGUCAGACCAAGAUCCGGGUCAUCUCAACUAUCCUGUUCAUCUUGGCCGGCUGUGUUGUGUUUGUGACAAUCCCCGCCGUCAUUUUCAAAUACAUUGAGGGGUGGACGGCCCUGGAGUCCAUUUACUUUGUGGUGGUCACUCUCACCACGGUUGGCUUUGGUGAUUUUGUGGCAGGGGGAAACGCUGGCAUCAAUUACCGGGAGUGGUAUAAGCCCCUAGUGUGGUUUUGGAUCCUUGUUGGCCUUGCCUACUUUGCAGCUGUCCUCAGUAUGAUCGGAGAUUGGCUACGGGUUCUGUCCAAAAAGACAAAAGAAGAGGUGGGUGAAAUCAAGGCGCACGCGGCCGAGUGGAAGGCCAACGUGACGGCGGAGUUCCGGGAGACGCGGCGGCGGCUGAGCGUGGAGAUCCACGACAAGCUGCAGCGGGCGGCCACCCUCCGCAGCAUGGAGCGCCGGCGCCUGGGCCUGGACCAGAGGGCACACUCGCUCGACAUGCUCUCCCCGGAGAAGCGCUCCGUGUUCGCCGCGCUGGACGCGGGCCGCUUCAAGGCCUCGUCCCAGGACAGCAUCAACAACCGGCCCAACAACCUGCGCCUGCAGGGCUCCGAGCAGCUCAGCAAACACGGGCAGGGCGCCUCCGAGGACAACAUCAUCAACAAGUUCGGGUCCACCUCCAGACUCACCAAGAGGAAGAACAAGGACAUCAGAAGGACCUUGCCCGAGGAUGUUCAGAAGAUCUACAGGACCUUCCGGAACUACUCCCUGGAUGAGGAGAAGAAAGAGGAGGAGGCGGAAAAGGUGUGCAACCCGGACCACUCCAGCACGGCCGUGCUGACGGACUGCAUCCAGCCGCAGGCCGAGAUGGAGAAUGGCGCGGUCCCCGCCGACACCAAAGACAGGGAGGGCGAGGACAACGCGUUACUUGAAGGCAGAAGCUAAACGGUAAGGACACUGGACUUGACCGAGCGUUGUGGGUUUUGUUUUUGUUGUCUUUUUUUUAAUUCACCCUGAGACACGUGCCUUAAACAAGACUUCUCGUGAGUCGGAAAUUACAUAGCAUCGAAGAGUCUAUUUCACUGUGCCAUAAACGACUGAGAAAGCUUGCUCUGCCAAAAGGAAUCAAGGAACAAGGACUUCACUUUCCAUCACGACCGACCGCAGGACACCCAGGGAGCCUUCGCAGGCAUAGGAGGUCACGGCCGCAGAGGUCGAGGGCACGUCCAGGCGACGCUGUGCCCCAGUGAAGCGCCGCCCCGCUAUGGCGGGUAGAAAAGGGCAGCUAUUCCUUAGACCAGCCGUCUGAAAGGAACAGGUGUGUCUUUCAAAUGGAGUCAUUUCCUGAACCUACCGUUAGUGAUAUGUGCGCACACAGAAGGGGACUGGAUUGGGGGGUGAAGUGGUACUUGUAACUUGGGUUAGAGUGGACAUUUUGGAAUGUUGCUCUGAGCUCCAGUUUUGAUACAAACCGUUCAGUGCAUACCUAGCCUUUCUAAGCUCCAAAUGAAUGUCCUUGGGACCCGGGAGCACCUGGAAUUUGUUGGAAGCAGAUCAGAGCACACAUAUUAAAAGGUGCAAUUGCUUCCCUCAUUACAAAAGAAAAAAAAAAUCACAAACAUAUCACACUGUGGAUACUACCUUAACCAAUGACAGAAGCCUACUGAAUUUUGUCUUUCUCACAGGGGCAGGUAGUCCAAAAGAACUUGCAAGCAUUGGUGAAAACUCAGCCUCAGCCGCUGCAUGGUUACAGGCAAAAAUCAUGCAUUUUCCUCAGUGGGUGCAAUGGUGAAAAUA
This is a messenger RNA of Balaenoptera ricei (Rice's whale), 2469 nucleotides long. RefSeq names its product potassium two pore domain channel subfamily K member 10 (gene KCNK10). Gene Ontology annotation, cellular component: membrane. The record is from RefSeq and is a predicted model, not a curated record. Gene Ontology annotation, biological process: potassium ion transmembrane transport; stabilization of membrane potential. Lineage: Eukaryota; Metazoa; Chordata; Mammalia; Artiodactyla; Balaenopteridae. Gene Ontology annotation, molecular function: potassium ion leak channel activity. The coding region runs from base 1 to 1617 and encodes 538 amino acids. The transcript has 7 exons.